AGAAGCUGAAAAUUCUUAUUGUUAGUUUUGCGGGCAAUAAGGACGUUAGAUGGAUAAGAAUUUCUUAGGAAAUUAAUAUAUCGCUCAAGACGACUUUCCAGAGUGAUUUUUGAUAAUUGCAAAAGAAUUCGAAGAAACAUCACACUGUGACAAAGAGGAAGAAUUUACAACUUUAAACUUCUAUAAUAAUCAGCUAUGCCGACUAUGACUAUAUCGAUGGAAAUGAUUGAACUAAUAUCGCAAGUGAUGACUCCCGUUAACAGCUUCGUAGGGGUGAGUCUCCUGACGAUGCCCUACUGCUUCAAACAAUGCGGCAUCGUCUUGGCCACUCUAAUAUUAAUUCUGUGUCACAUCUUGUCACGACUGGCGUGUCGCUUUCUCAUCAAGUCGUCCGUACUAGCAAAUAAACGCAAGUUUGUACUACUUGCUUCUCACACGUUCGGUAUGAAAGGGAAGUUUCUCGCGAAGAUUUUAAUCGUCGGUUUUAUGCUGGGAACUUGCGUCGCCUACUUCAUCGUCAUCGGCGAUCUGGGAUUCCAGCUCGUACAGAAUCAGAUGGAUAAUGUAAUCUCGGAGCAUAUUCGCACACUCUGGAUAAUCGUGAUCGAAGUCUUCGUAGUUUUUUUUGUCGAACUAUGUCAAAAUAUUGAUUAUCUGUUUGACACUUACAUCAUUAGUGUUAGCUUCUAUCUUUGCGUUGCAGUAGAGACUGUAAUAAAAUUUUUCAUUCCGAAAAAUUGGUGGAGCAAUAUUAAUUGGGACAGUGUUGAUUAUUGGAGAUUAGCUGGCAUUCCCCAGUGCUUGCCAAUCUUUUUCAUUGGUUCCUUCUGUCAUAUUCAACUGCUCGAAAUGUAUGAAAUGACUUCAACUACAUCUCUAAAGAAAAUGAAUAAAGUUGCAGGACUAGCAUUAAAUAUAUGUACUGUUAUGUGCAUAAUCGUUGGCUUCUUUGGUUACAUUCGCUUUGGUAAUACUCAAUCACUCGCAGGAAAUAUUUUACUGAAUUCUGAGCCUGACAUGUUGUCCGAAUUUAUUAAAUUGUUAUUCAUAGUUUUGAUUGUAUUCAAUUUCCCUCUAGUCAUUCGUACUUGUCGUAACAGCUUGUAUUCUCUUUUAUUUAAUCAGAUAACUACUGACGAGCUAUUUGUCAGUCAUUUGUCAAAAUUCAAAUGUCUAUGCCUCACUGUCGCAAUAGCAACCAUUGCUAUGGUAAUCGCUAUUCUAAUGCCAAGCCUAGAGUUUGUUCUUAGUAUCAUUGGAUCGACGAUUGGAGUAAUGAUCUUAAUAUUUCCGACAACAAUUUUUGUAUCUAUUACGACGAAAAAUAAUGGUGAUAAACUAUUGGCGCAAUGUAUUAUGAUAUUUGGUAUAUGUAUCAUUAUUAUCCUAUUCGGUUUGUGUGGCCGAUGGAUGAGUCAAUAUAUAUCUAUAAAAAAUAAUGAAACAAUAUAUAUACACGAAAGAAAUAUUCUUCAAUUCAAUAAAAUCAAUCGAGUGGAAUACAUUACAUCCUAAUGUUUCUAAUAUUGAUAAUUGAUGAGUCUCUAUGCUAGAACGAAAAGCAAAAUGAUUAAGCUGUAAAAGGGUAAAGGGUGUUUUCAAUAAAACUGUUUUGAUGCAAAGAAACAGCAUGCCGAAAAAUCUGAUAAAGCAGCAGUAAACACCUUUAUGCCGAUAAAAGAAAUAAAAGUAGAAACAAUUAAAACUUUAAAUGAGUAAUUAUAUAUAUAUAAAUGCGAUGCAGAUUACUGCUAAUAUCAACAGUUCUAAAAUCGAUGAAUCCGUUAUAUUUAAAGCGAAAAAGAAGAAUAAAAUAAUCAAGGAAAAGGGACGAUUUGCAGAAAUAUACGGCAGUUAUUAAGUAUUUUUAUAUUAUUAACUUAAAUGUGUUAAAAAAGGAGAAAUCUAAAUUGACGGCUAAUAGAGAUAUUCCAGUUUGUUGCCUUAAAAUUUUGAUGAAUAAGGCACUCAAGACACAGAAGAAAAAAUUUGAGAGGAAAAAGGUGGAAAUACGAUGGGAUGAAAUAUUUCAAAGGAGUGUGAAAAGAAAAUGUGAAUUAACAAAGAUAAUAUUUAAUCAGAGAACACAAUCGACUUGAAAGAAUGAGACAGAUUUAAAUGUUUCGGAAUUCUGCAAAUAUAAACUAAAGAUAUGAAAAUAUUCAGUACUAUUUUUUGACAAUAACAGAAUUCACUCUGCAAUUUUAUUUAUAUAUAUAUAUAUGGCUCGUUAUUAUUCAA
Nylanderia fulva is the source of this 2241-nucleotide messenger RNA. RefSeq names its product putative sodium-coupled neutral amino acid transporter 10. Gene Ontology annotation, biological process: amino acid transmembrane transport. Gene Ontology annotation, molecular function: L-amino acid transmembrane transporter activity. Gene Ontology annotation, cellular component: membrane. The record is from RefSeq and is a predicted model, not a curated record. Lineage: Eukaryota; Metazoa; Arthropoda; Insecta; Hymenoptera; Formicidae.